AUGGCUUGGAGGUUCAGCUUGGACUGGACAUCCAGUCUGGACUUCCAGCUCGAUAUUGUCGGGUUUCUUGCCAUCCUCGGAGAAGGCUCCGUUGAGACCAUCGCCCAGGUUGUGACACUGAGCAACCUCGCCUACGUCCCACGUCUCCUUCCAGCGCCCCAGAUCUUCAUCCGGCCAACGCGACCCGAAAAACUGGAAACUACAUCCAAUGCUAAAGUUAUUGGCGUUCAUUCCGGGAAUACGGGAGAAGAUAUACACCACAUUGCACAUGCUCUCCAUCGGGGAGAUAAAUUGCCGCCGAACACAGUUCAGUGCGUCCGUGUAGUUGAGAAUGAGAGGCCACGGCCAUCUAUCAAAAGGUUCGGUCCAUUGGCCAUCCUGGCUUUGAUUGGUUUCGCCCUGAGCGUGACUCUUCUGGUGCUUUCCGUUGUCCUUCGAGAUGCCAUGUCCUUGAUAGCAACGCUCUUGUUGUCAUUUCUGAGUACGAAUACAGGUAUCGCUAAUAAGUGGUCACCGACGCCCAAUGAUCCGAAGCCCGAUCCGCACUCGCCCGAAGGCGAUGUAGUCAUCAAAUAUCCCCAAGGGGCUUUCAUCGUCGUCAAAUGUCAGGAGCGGACUGCCCGAUACCUAUAUUUCAACCCUAGUGAACGGUGUAUAUACGCUGUCAAGAGCACGACUAUAUACCGAGGCCUCUCCCUUAUUUCGACCCUGUGUUUGAUGGGAGGUGUAAUUUGCCUUGCCAACGCCAAGAUCCAGAACCAGACAGCUUUCGCCGCGUCUUAUAUGUUUAUCAAUAUAGUCUACUGGAUUGUUGCGGCACUUCCGCCCGCGAAGCACUGGGAUCUUUCACGACUGGAAGUAUCUCAAAUCAUGGUCAAAGGGGGGACGCCUCCACGGACAGCGCGCGUGGACAAUGUUCCGCCCACCUACACCGAGGCUCUUUGGAAAGCCAUCGCCGUGACGGGCACCAGCAACUGGGUUAAAGAAGCAGGAUGGGCGCCAAGAACACCGGCCUGGAAUGACUGGCUCGAUGAGGCGGAGGACGCUGCCGUCAGCGAGCCGAUGAAGGCGGGGCUUCGCAAGGACGAGGAAGGCAAGGACGUGGAGACAUGGACAAUUCGAAAUUGGGACAGCAGAAACGCGCUUUCCACGCUCCUUAGGACUACGACAGACAGAAUCCAGCGGCAAGGAACGGCAAAUGGAGGUGAGAACUUCUGGCGUCGCACUAUCGGGGUAGCACAGCCCCUAGCAGACAUGGAGCGACCUCAAGUUGAACCAAAAGCAUGA
Molecule: messenger RNA, 1287 nt
Organism: Cyphellophora europaea CBS 101466
Lineage: Eukaryota; Fungi; Ascomycota; Eurotiomycetes; Chaetothyriales; Cyphellophoraceae
Exons: 3
Coding region: 1-1287 (428 amino acids)
Source: RefSeq, a predicted model, not a curated record